UUAAAAAAGGAGGAAAAAAAAAAGAAAAAGAAGAAGAAGAAGAACCUAAUUUGCCUGUUUGGACCUUUGUUUCAACGUUAUUUAAAACCACCGGAAAAACCGCAGGGGCUCUCACCAGAACUUUUGUGUUUGGCUGCCAAGAAAAUUCCUAAUUUGGCUUUGAAAAGAAGAACGAACGUUAAUCAUGGGCUGUGCUGGAUCGUCACAAGCCAAAGGAGAUGGGACUGUAAAGAAGAUUCGGAAGCCUAAACCUUGGAAGCAUCCUCAGCCAAUUACGAAGACUCAGCUCAUGCAGUUGCGCGAAGAGUUUUGGGACACCGCUCCUCAUUAUGGUGGUACGAAAGAGAUUUGGGAUGCACUACGAGCUGCUGCUGAAGCUGAUCUAUCCCUUGCUCAAGCAAUUGUGGACAGCGCUGGGGUCAUUGUUCAAAGUGCUGACUUGACAAUUUGUUAUGACGAAAGAGGCGCAAAAUAUGAGCUACCGAAGUAUGUUUUGAGUGAGCCAACCAACCUAAUUCAGGACAGUUAAAUAUGGAGAGAGCAUACUAAAAUUUGUGCACAAGAUUGACUGUAAAUCAUGUAUAUUAUUCUCUCAUUCUCUUUCAUAUCUUUAAUAGAGCUGGUCGUAUUUUAUGCCUUCUUUUGCAUCCAAGUGUACUCAACUUGCUUAAAUUUAAUUGUACUCAACUAGCUUUUUUGUUUUGCA
Morus notabilis is the source of this 706-nucleotide messenger RNA. RefSeq names its product ubiquitin domain-containing protein 1. The transcript is spliced from 5 exons. The coding region runs from base 185 to 529 and encodes 114 amino acids. The record is from RefSeq and is a predicted model, not a curated record. NCBI's taxonomy places the organism in Eukaryota, Viridiplantae, Streptophyta, Magnoliopsida, Rosales, Moraceae.